Solanum dulcamara is the source of this 2535-nucleotide messenger RNA. RefSeq names its product protein SCO1 homolog 2, mitochondrial. Gene Ontology annotation, biological process: mitochondrial respiratory chain complex IV assembly. Bases 201 to 1007 code for a protein of 268 amino acids. NCBI's taxonomy places the organism in Eukaryota, Viridiplantae, Streptophyta, Magnoliopsida, Solanales, Solanaceae. The transcript is spliced from 8 exons. The record is from RefSeq and is a predicted model, not a curated record.
GGGAAAAGUCAUCAAAACGGUGCCGUUAUGCUCAUCACCUUCCUCUUAGGAAUUCCAUAACCCUUGAAGCUGUUAUUCAGUAAAAAAGAAGAUAUAAGUAUACACAAUGGUGCAAUUUCUUGCCCUUUAAGUUCCAUUCCUAAGAUACCCAGUUUUAUUUAGUCCUUUUACUUGCCAUUUUUUGUCAAGUUAGUGCAAAAAUGCAAGUAUUCAGGUUUUCCUUAAAUUCAAUCAAGAACCGCUCUAUGCAGACCCUAAAUACAUAUGAAAGGUUUAUCCCACCUAAGCGCUUCCAUUCAGCCAGCUGCAUGAGAUCUGCUAGAAAGACUUAUGAUCCGCCUUUAUUAACUGGACCAUCCCCAACAUCAAAAUCUUGGAAACCUUAUUUAUUACCUGGAGCUAUUUUGGGAGGAUUUGGUGGACUGAUCCUUUUUCUUCAUUAUAAUGAUGAAAGGAGAGCAAUUCCAAAAGGUCAAGGUGAGAAAUUUGAAAGAAGUGCAAUCCAAGGGCCAAUCAUUGGCGGCCCUUUCAGCUUGAUUGAUACAGAAGGCCAUUUGGUUACCGAGCGCAACUUGCAAGGAAACUGGGUUCUUCUCUAUUUUGGUUAUACUUCAUCUCCUGAUGUUGGUCCAGCAGAAGUCCAAAAGAUGGCUAAAACAAUUGAUAUUCUAGGGUCAAAACAGGAUCGUCAUAAGAUUCUCCCAAUAUUUGUCACAAUUGAUCCUCAACGUGAUAAACCUUCGCAACUUCGAGCUUAUCUUAAAGAGUUUGACCCAAGAAUAAUGGGAUUAACUGGACCAGUUGCUGCUGUUAGACAGAUGACACAGGAAUACCGAGUUUACUUUAAGAAGGUUGAUGAAGAAGGAGAUGAUUAUCUGGUAGAAUCUUCUCACAAUAUGUAUUUGGUGAAUCCAAAAAUGCAAGUAGUUAGAUGCUUUGGUGUGGAAUACAGUGGGGAGGAACUGGCUGAUGCAAUAGUUAAGGAGCUAAAGAAAGCUGAGACAUAGCAAUACUCGGAGUGGAUUCAAAGUCUUCUCCAUUCUUUGUUAAAUGUUGUAUCAUCAUCCUUUCGGCCAAUUCAUGGCUAUCUGUACCUGGUGGAAUAGUCGAGGUGUGUGCAAGCUGGCACAGACCCCACCUUUGUAUAAAAAAAGAACAGGAUUUCACUUAUCUGCAUAAGACCCUAAAAACUUUAUAUUAUGAAACAUGAAGACAGUGAAAUAGGGACAGAAAUCCUGCUAAAUUUUUGUCAAUAAUGAAAACACAAAGGGAAAAGAUUGUAGAUUCUAUCAAAAGUUGUUCCUGCAAAGAAAAACACGCAACACCAAUAAAUUCAUGAGAGAUUAUUCUAAAAAGGCUCCACUAAGUCACGUAUUGGUUAUAGACUACUUCUACUAUUAUAAAACCCAUACGACAGACAUGGGAAUGGGCCUUUUUAAAAAAUUCUUUUCUCUCCCAAUAAUGAUGUUGUCAGUUUCUUUAUUGUCUUGUUUUAAUCCCAAGUCUAAUAUUACAUUUUACUGUAAAGAAGUUAGGGAAAAAGGUUGAUCCAUGAGUUUUAGUUCUAUUUUAUAUUUGUAACAACACAUGAAAAAUGUCACCAAAAUGUUCUAUUGUCCCAAAUAUGAUGGCUGCAGAAAAUCUGUCAUUACUUAAUCAAAUUGCUAUAGCAGAUAGCUUUUAGUAUGUAGAAUAUGUUUUUCUUUCAUUUUCCUGGAAUAAAUAGUGGAAAGGACAGUCCGCCUCCAACCUUGACGUUGGGGGGUCCCAAUCACCAAGGGAGCAAGUAGGGAAAGAAGUCGAGAACAACGGUUGGCUUCUAAGUUGAGUGGAGUCCGUCCUUGGGGUUUAGCAUAUCAAAUGAAAAGAAAAGAAAAGAAAAAGUGUUGCCUGCAGAAUGAAUGUCAGCUGCAGAUUGAUUACGAGUUUGAUGCAGAGUUACUUAAUAAAAGCAGUCAAGUAUUGGAAAGGAGCCACAUCCUUAGUUCUUUUGCUAUCAUAGAAGAACAUUGUAUUUAUUAUGUGGGAUUUUAUGGGGAGAUUAGAUCUUUUUUAUGAAUCCAACUAAACCACCCCUUAGUGUAUGAGCAAUAUCAGGUACGGUACGCCUGUGUGUAAAAAUAGCUUGCGACUUAUAGCCGGAGAACAUUACCAGGUUGAUUUGCACUAAGCUGAUACUUUUCUUAACUAUUAUGUCAAGUGUACACAUUCAUGGAGCUUGUUGUAAAACAUUAGUUCUGUCUUAAGAGUUAUAGAGAUGAGUGAAAAUCCUACCUUCAGUACCUGGGAACUUCUGCUACAUGAUAUAAGAUGCUACUUUUCACUAUUACAAGUAGCAGCUAUUCUUUUCACAGAGGUUUAGAAGAUGAGAAUGAAAUUACUUAGCUUUCUUACCUAUACUAGAAUUUUAGCUCUGGUUUCUCAUGAUCUAUCCCAGUUUUAUUGAAUGCGAGGUGGAUCCAUUAUAUGAAUCCUGUAAUUCAUUUGGCUCUAUUUAUAGCUGCUAUGUUCAAAUACUCAAAAGUUGAUGUUAAC